GAAGGUGCUAUUAAAAUCCCAACUGUUUCCAUAUCUCCAGAGGACUUGAAUACAACUGCCAUGGCAGAGUUUGGGAAUUACAUUCGGAAAGUCUUCCCAGCUGUGUUUUCCUCAGAGUUCAUUCAGCAUGAAGUCAUUGGUGAAUACAGCCAUCUCUUUACUGUCCAGGGUUCUAACCCUCAGAUGAUGCCCUACAUGCUGCUUGCACACAUGGAUGUUGUGCCUGCUCCCCCGGAGGGCUGGGAAUUCCCUCCUUUCUCAGCUGCAGAGCAUGAAGGAUUCAUCUAUGGACGAGGAACUCUGGAUAACAAGAACUCUGCCAUAGGGAUUCUGCAAGCUCUAGAGUUUUUGCUGAGAAGAAAUUACAGACCCCACAGAUCUUUCUAUGUUGGUAUUGGACAUGAUGAAGAGGUGCUUGGUCGGAAGGGAGCGAUGGAGAUGGCAGCUCUGUUGGAAGCACGAGGAGUGAAGCUCUGCUUCUUGCUGGAUGAGGGCAGUGCCAUACUAGAUGGCAUCGUCACGGGGGUGAAGAAGCCAGUAGCAGUAAUUGCUAUCACAGAAAAGGGCUCAAUAACACUGAACUUCACUGUGGAAAAAGAGCCAGGACAUUCAUCCUUUCCCCCGAAGGAGACAAGUAUUGGCAUUCUUGCAGCAGCGAUGACCAGACUGGAGCAGAAUCCCUUGCGCAACCUCUUUGGCCAUGGGCCAGAACUCAUGACUAUGGAGCACCUCGCAUCAGAGUUCACGUUUCCCCUCAAUGUCAUCAUGAGCAAUCUAUGGCUGUUUUCCCCUGUUGUCAGCAGAGUUCUUUCCUGGAAACCUUCCACCAACGCCUUGAUUCGAACGACUACAGCGGUGACGAUGUUUAACGCGGGAAUCAAGAUAAAUGUCAUCCCAUCUUCUGCAAAAGCAACUGUGAACUUCCGCAUCCACUCUGCAGAGAAGGCUACCGAGGUGCUAGAGGCAGUUAGAAACAUCAUUGCUGACGACAAAGUGAAGAUUGAUGUUGUGGAGGCAUUUGACCCGCUCCCCAUCAGUCCUUGGGAUGACCAGUCAUUUGGAGUCCAUAUUUUUCAAAGGACCAUUCUGGAUACUUUCCCAGAUGUUGACAGUGUAGUCCCAGGCACGUGCAUUGGGAACACGGACAGCAGACAUUUCACUAACAUCACAGACGCGAUUUACCGCUUUAACCCCCUGCUCCUGAGACCAGAUGAUCUUCCCAGGAUCCAUGGGUUGAAUGAGAGGAUCUCCGUUGAGGGUUACGAGAAGCAGGUCGAGUUCCUCUUCCACCUGAUUCAGAACUGUGACACUGAGAAGCUGCCAGAGCCUCACGCCAGCUCCCACGAGCUGUGA
Messenger RNA from Nestor notabilis (Kea), 1353 nucleotides. It is a transcript of the gene PM20D1, whose product is annotated as peptidase M20 domain containing 1. Gene Ontology annotation, molecular function: hydrolase activity, acting on carbon-nitrogen (but not peptide) bonds, in linear amides. Lineage: Eukaryota; Metazoa; Chordata; Aves; Psittaciformes; Psittacidae. Gene Ontology annotation, biological process: amino acid metabolic process. Bases 61 to 1353 code for a protein of 430 amino acids. The transcript is spliced from 12 exons. The record is from RefSeq and is a predicted model, not a curated record.